AUGAUGAUAUAUGCAGUUAAAAGAGUACAAUUCGGGGAUUUUAGUGAAGAAAAGAAACUAAAAGUUCUCAAAGAAGUAAAAAGUUUGGCAAAAAUGGAUUCAGAAUUUGUGGUCAAAUAUUACAACUCAUGGCUUGAGUCCAAUCAUCUCUAUAUUCAAAUGGAGUUCUGUCCGCAAAGUCUUAAAUCUCUUCUCACAGACAAAGCCAUUGUCUUUAAGAAACAACCGGAAGAACAGAUGAAAGUUUUUGAUUAUUUUAUUUCCUGCGAAAUAUUCAAACAGAUCUUAGAGUGCGUCCAAUAUCUCCAUGAAUUAAAACCACCGGUCAUUCAUCGAGAUCUCAAACCCGACAAUAUGUUAAUUGACAUCAAUUUCCGGUCGAAUCGGUUCGUAAAACUGUGUGACUUUGGUUUGGCCACCGAUCACAACAUUGAUAGACACACUGCCAGCCGAUACGGCCAUACAUCAGGUGUGGGCACUAUUAAGUAUAUGUCUCCCGAAGUCAUUCAUUGCAGAGAAUAUAACCAUAAAUCAGACAUUUAUAGUCUCUGUAUUAUUGGCGAAGAGUUAUUUUGUAUCGAUCUUCAGGCAGUUUAA
Molecule: messenger RNA, 597 nt
Organism: Medioppia subpectinata
Lineage: Eukaryota; Metazoa; Arthropoda; Arachnida; Sarcoptiformes; Oppiidae
Source: the annotation of a GenBank genome assembly